Messenger RNA from Acanthamoeba castellanii str. Neff, 2196 nucleotides. Its product is annotated as haloacid dehalogenase family hydrolase family protein. The transcript has 18 exons. The coding region runs from base 1 to 2196 and encodes 731 amino acids. The record is from RefSeq and is a predicted model, not a curated record. NCBI's taxonomy places the organism in Eukaryota, Discosea, Longamoebia, Acanthamoebidae. Gene Ontology annotation, molecular function: protein binding.
AUGGAAGCUGCUACCACAAGCUUUAGGGACCAACUGCAGAGCCUGAGCCUUGAGCUGCAGAGUGCACUGAAGCAGCUCGCAUCCAAAGAGGAGCGAGCCAAGGCACGAGCCAUUGGCGCGCACUUGGCCAAGGUCAAGGUGUUGGCCGGCGGGGCGGAGGAGGUAAAGGACCUGCCUCAGGGGGUGACCUGGUUCAACCUGUCGCGGCCGCUCAGCCUCAGCCACGACCUUCGUGGCAAGCUCUCCGUCCUCGACUUUUGGACGUUCUGCUGCAUCAACUGCAUUCACGUUCUUCCCGAGCUUGCCGAGCUGGAGCACAAGUACGCCGACCGUGCGGUCGUCUUCGUGGGCGUGCACUCGGCCAAGUUCGAGAAUGAGAAGGAGAACGAAGCGAUCAAGCAGGCGGUGAUGCGUUACGACAUACACCACCCCGUAGUGAACGAUGCGGACUUGGUCUUGUGGAAUGCCUACGACAUCCACUGCUGGCCGACGCUCAUGCUCGUGGGACCCGAUCUAAAACCGUUGGCGCUGUUUACGGGCGAAGGCAACAAGGCGGCCGUGGACGAGUUCAUCGCGGUGGCACUGGAUUCGUUCGACAAGGCCGAAUUCAGCGACCACGCUCUCCCCACCCUGUUGGAGCAGAACAAGUCGCCUGCGACUUCGCCGUUGCUGUAUCCGGGCAAGAUCGCGAUCGACAACGAGCACGGCCGACUCUUCAUUUCGGAUUCCAACAACCACCGGAUCGUGGUGACCGACCUCCAGGGCGCCUUCCUCGAGGAGAUCGGAACCAGGGGGUCGCUGGGGUUCAAGGACGGCAGCUACGCCGAGGCCAAGUUCAAUCGCCUUCAAGGCGUGGCCUACCACAAGACCGAUGAACACGAACGUCUCUAUGUCGCCGAUGCCGAGAAUCACGCGCUGCGCGUGGUUGAUCUCCUGGCAAAGACGGUGACAACGCUCGCGGGCGAUGGCACCCAAGGCAACGACUUUGUGGGCGGCAAGUCGGGCAGGGAGCAGCAGCUCUCGACCCCCUGGGACGUCGCACUCUCCCCUGACGGCCAGCAGCUGUUCGUGGCCAUGGCCGGCACGCACCAGAUCUGGGAGGUCUCGCUCGAUUCCAGCGCCGUCACCAACUACUCCGGGGAUGGCCAAGAGAUGAACCGAAACAACACCAACCGCCUGAAAGCAUCAUGGGCGCAGCCUUCGGGUCUGAGCGUAGGUCCGACCGAGAUCUUCAUCGCCGACGCCGAGAGCAGCACCAUUCGCGCCAUUCACCGCACCAACGGCAAGACACGCACCAUCGUCGGCGGCGACAUCGACCCCAAGAACCUGUUUGCGUACGGCGACAAGGAGGGAAAGGCGAGGGAGGCCCGGCUGCAGCACCCGCUGGGCGUGUGCUGGGUCGCCGGCGGGCUCAACCGGGUGGUCACGACGGACACCUACAACCACAAGGUCAAGCUGCUGGAUCCCGCCACCAAUGUGAUCUCCUUCUGGCUGGGCAACGGCAAGCCCGGCCUCAGUGACGGUGUUGGUGCCGAAGCACAGUUCUACGAACCCUCGGGAGCGUGCGUGACCGCAGACGGAAAGACCGUCUUCGUGUGCGACACCAACAACCACGCCAUUCGGGUGAUCGACGUCGACACGGCGGCAGUGCGCACGCUGGAUCUGACCGGUUUCGCUGCUGCUGCGACCACCUCCGCACCAGCAGCCUCGACCACUUCCACGCCACAGGCCCAGCCGCUCAAGCGCCUGGUCAACAGGAGCAGGGCCACGAUCACGCGCCGGGGUCCAUUCGUCAUUCCGGCCUCGGGCGAGCUGAAGCUGCGGAUCAAGAGCGCCGCGAUCCCGCCGGCCGGCCACCACUUCACGCCCGGCGCGCCCUCGCAGUGGCAGCUCGUCGCGCCUCAGGGCCAGCCGUCGGCGCUGUUCAGCGACUUCACGGCCAUGCGAGGCAAGUUCAGCACCGAGGCGGUCGACGACGUUCUCGUUACGCUGCUCAUCAGGGAAGACGCUGCGGCCGAAGGCGAGACGCUCGAGUGGGAGGCCAACGUGUACUACUGCUCGGACGACGAAGGGACGUGCAGCGCCGAGGCCCUUUUGAUCGAGAUCGUCCUCGAGAAACAACAGGAAACCGCCUCGCCAGCGACGACGCCCGCGGACGAGGUCGACGUGCAGUACACAAUCCAGCUCGCCGCGUGA